Messenger RNA from Haliotis rufescens (red abalone), 2456 nucleotides. RefSeq names its product UDP-N-acetylglucosamine--dolichyl-phosphate N-acetylglucosaminephosphotransferase-like. The record is from RefSeq and is a predicted model, not a curated record. Gene Ontology annotation, molecular function: UDP-N-acetylglucosamine-dolichyl-phosphate N-acetylglucosaminephosphotransferase activity. Lineage: Eukaryota; Metazoa; Mollusca; Gastropoda; Lepetellida; Haliotidae. Gene Ontology annotation, biological process: protein N-linked glycosylation; dolichol-linked oligosaccharide biosynthetic process. Bases 77 to 1306 code for a protein of 409 amino acids. The transcript is spliced from 8 exons. Gene Ontology annotation, cellular component: membrane.
CUCGAGUCUCGCGUGAUCUGUCAUGGCGUCGUAGCAGACUGCAUUUGGUUCGUGGCAGAAACAAUAUACUACAACCAUGCAUCUAGCUCUCAGCGACACAGGGAUGACACUUGCCAUCAACGCGGCUAUGUCUGCGUGUGGCUUUCUGCUGUGUUUGAACAUAAUUCCCAAAUUUGGAAGCAUGUUUGUCAAAGCGAAUCUCUUCGGUGUGGACAUGAGCAAAAGUUCCAAGGCGAAAGUACCAGAGGCACUGGGUGUGAUAUGUGGAGCUGUCUUCCUGAUUGUCAUGUUUCUCUUCAUCCCUGUUCCCUUCUACAAACACUUGUCAGACACAGACACAGCCAAGUUCCCCUAUCAUGAGUAUGUGGAGUUUAUAGCAGCCCUCCUGUCAAUCUGCUGUAUGAUAUUUCUGGGAUUUGCUGACGAUGUCCUUGACCUUAAGUGGCGACACAAGCUGAUGCUGCCGACGAUGGCAUCCCUCCCGCUACUGAUGGUGUACUUCGUCAACUUCAACUCUACCACCAUCAUUGUACCCAAACCCCUGCGGAUGCUGGUCGGGUAUGAUGUCAACCUAGGGUUGCUGUACUAUGUAUACAUGGGGAUGCUGGCUGUGUUCUGUACCAAUGCGAUCAACAUUUUGUCUGGGGUCAACGGCUUGGAGGUUGGACAGUCCUGGGUCAUAGCAGUCUCUGUACUCAUCCAUAACUUUAUAGAACUCUCAGGAGACUAUCGGUCCAAUCAUGUCUUCUCCAUGUAUUUCAUAAUGCCUUUCUUCGGAGUGUGUUCAGCGCUACUUUAUUACAACUGGUACCCGUCGAGAGUGUUUGUUGGGGACACGUUCUGCUACUUCGCGGGGAUGACAUUUGCAGUUGUCGCCAUCCUCGGACACUUCAGCAAGACCAUGCUGCUCUUCUUUGCCCCCCAAAUCUUCAACUUCAUAUACUCCGUGCCACAGUUGUUUAAACUGGUGCCCUGUCCUCGACAUCGAUUACCUAAAUAUGACCCCAAGUCUGACAAAGUUGGUAUGAGUUACACAACUUUCAAGAAGCGUGACCUUCACCCUGUUGGUGACCUGUGUCUAAAGGUCAUGAGGUCACUGUUCCUGGUGGAGGUGAAGGACAGACAGGGGGAGGACGGGGAGUUGAUUGAGUGCAACAACCUGACUCUCAAUAACCUCAUUCUCAAGUUUGUGGGGCCCCUGCAUGAAAAAACGCUGGUUGUUAUAAUUCUGUGUUUUCAGGUAGUUUGCAGCGCUGUUGCAUUUCUCAUCCGAUAUCAGCUGUCAAGACUCUUCUAUGAUUCAUGAAUCAUGCCAGGAUUCAUCUGUUGUUUUGUUUUGCUUGUAUUGUUAAGCUUUCGAGGAGACUUUUACACCAUUCUUUGACUACAACACUGUUGAUUAUAGUCAAUCCUAUUUAUUGCGACAGUAGUUUAUCAUAGAGAAUCAUGCUAAAAAUUGCUAUGUUGUCUCAUUGCGAUGUGUGCUUGAAGAUUUACACAAACUGUUCAUCUUUCUCCUUUGGACAUAUUGUACAGACUUUUCUUUUUAUCCUUAUUAUUUGGUUCACAGACUUUAAAAAAUAAUAAUAUUGGGAUGGUAGAUGGUAAGUAAGAAAAUAUAUUUUUUAUUAUGGUAUCGUACACUUUUUUUUGGUGAGGUGAAAUAAAAUUAAAUGAAACUAAAGAAAAAUAAUUCAAAUGGGUCAAAGUUUCCUUCCCUGUUGACUUUUGAAUUAAAAAGCUAAUUAUUCCAUUUCAUUUGGGUUGACAGGUUCAUAACUUAUGUAAGAUAUAGCCAUUUUGUCUGGUUUUCAUGAAAGAAAUGAGUGGCUGAAUGAAUUUGGAAAUGAUUGAUAGUGUGAGCAUCCACUUGAAGCCUCAGGGUAUUAUUCUACACUGAGUCAGCCAGGGUGCGGCUCAGCACUGAUAUUCUGUAGUACAUCACAUCACUGCUGUGUGGAGAGGAAGAUCCAGGAGCUUGAAGAUGGGGGAUGAUGACUGGUGUCGGCAUGAGCGUCAGUAAUAUGAAUAUUACACAUUCGUUAGUCCGACUGAUGUGGUUCAGUGAUUGUGUUUUGACAACCUGUAGUAUGUUUGAUCGACAGUUGCUCUUACUGGCUUGCGUGUGUCUCUAGAACAAUGCAGUAACUCGGUCAAUGUUACCUCUGGCCACUACAACCAGGUUGACCCAUAAUUGACUUUCUGAUACUCGUAAGAUGUGUAAAGAUAAACAUUUGACAGUGCGUAUAAUAUUUGCGAGCUUGCUCUUCAAUGCACUCUUCAGUCUGGGCCCUCUGAGCCCUGUUCCAUUAAGCCAUCGUAGUUAGUCUCUGUUUAAGUAUGGGAGUUACGAUCGCUUUAGCACUACGACUGUUGUAAGUCCAUGUUUAAGUAUGGGAGUUACGAUCGCUUUAGCACUACGACUGUUGUAUGUCCAUGUUUAAGUAUGGGAGUUA